Messenger RNA from Habropoda laboriosa, 1105 nucleotides. RefSeq names its product CDK-activating kinase assembly factor MAT1 (gene Mat1). The coding region runs from base 143 to 1105 and encodes 320 amino acids. The record is from RefSeq and is a predicted model, not a curated record. The transcript is spliced from 2 exons. Lineage: Eukaryota; Metazoa; Arthropoda; Insecta; Hymenoptera; Apidae. Gene Ontology annotation, molecular function: cyclin-dependent protein serine/threonine kinase activator activity. Gene Ontology annotation, cellular component: transcription factor TFIIH holo complex. Gene Ontology annotation, biological process: nucleotide-excision repair; regulation of transcription by RNA polymerase II; positive regulation of cyclin-dependent protein serine/threonine kinase activity.
GGUUUAGUUGAGUUGAAUUUACAUUAGAAUUAUGUCAUACAUCGUGAUGUAAAUUUUUUCACGCUUUUAACCGGUUAGUCGGUCUGCAAAAGAAAACGUUGGUUCCUAUAACUUUAGUACUUGUCUCUGAUACCUCGCAAAUAUGGAUGAUCAAGCUUGCCCAAGAUGCAAAACUACCAAAUACCGAAAUCCAUCAUUAAAAAUGAUGGUGAACGUUUGCGGACACACUUUGUGUGAAAGCUGCGUUGACUUGUUGUUUCUUAAAGGUUCCGGAUCUUGCCCUGAAUGUAAAAUUCCUCUGAGAAGAGCAAACUUUCGCGUACAAUUAUUUGAGGAUCCUAUGGUAGAAAAAGAAGUAAACAUAAGGAAAAGGAUACUGAGAGACUUCAACAAGAAGGAAGAGGACUUUGGAUCAUUAAGGGAGUUCAAUGAUUAUUUGGAAGAAAUUGAAACCAUAAUAUACAAUCUGGUUAACAAUAUUGAUGUAAUAGAAACAAAUAAAAAAAUAGAACAAUACAAAAAGGACAACAAAGAACAAAUAACAAAGAGUAAAUCUAAACUUGGUAGAAGCGAAUAUGAACUGGAAGAGAUGAUAGAAUUGGAAAAGCAGAAAGAGGAAGAAAAAAGAUUAGAGUUAGUAAAACAAGAAAUGGAAGCUAAGAGGAAAAAGAUUCGCGAGAAAGAAGCAUUGAUAGAUGAGCUGACAUUUUCAGAAGGAAAUGCAAAGAACAUUGUGGAAACAUUUGCCUCUGCCAUACAAGCAUCAAAGAAAGAAGCAAAAGCAGUGCCUACUAAAGUCACUCAGUUUAGUACAGGUAUUAAAUUUGGCAACCAAGGAAGUCAAAGUUAUUUGCCUAUACCAAAGAUUGAAGAAGGGCCUCUGUUCUCUUACACUCCUAUUCGUCAAACAACUGAAGGUCCAAUGCCACCUGGCUGGCGAGAAUUGCAGUCUCGUGGUUACGUUACUCACGUUCGUUGCGAAUCUUCGUCAGAGAGGGCAGGAGGAUUCAAGGCACAUGUUGCAUGCUUAAGGGCCUUACAAGAAUCUAUGGCUGGUCUAUAUCAUAAUCCGUCACAACGCCAAGCAGAAUUCACAACUGUGUGA